Zonotrichia leucophrys gambelii is the source of this 6410-nucleotide messenger RNA. RefSeq names its product phosphatidylinositol-4-phosphate 3-kinase catalytic subunit type 2 gamma (gene PIK3C2G). Lineage: Eukaryota; Metazoa; Chordata; Aves; Passeriformes; Passerellidae. The coding region runs from base 1359 to 5780 and encodes 1473 amino acids. Gene Ontology annotation, molecular function: 1-phosphatidylinositol-4-phosphate 3-kinase activity; 1-phosphatidylinositol-3-kinase activity; phosphatidylinositol binding. Gene Ontology annotation, biological process: phosphatidylinositol-mediated signaling; phosphatidylinositol 3-kinase/protein kinase B signal transduction; phosphatidylinositol-3-phosphate biosynthetic process. The record is from RefSeq and is a predicted model, not a curated record. Gene Ontology annotation, cellular component: cytoplasm; phosphatidylinositol 3-kinase complex; plasma membrane. The transcript is spliced from 41 exons.
CAGGUGAGGAGAGUUUUAGUGAGGUGCUGGAGAGCACAAAGAGUGGGACAGAGGGUGAGAGAGGCAGGUAGAAGGCUGGAGAAUAAGAAGUUGAAGAGGAGUAGAAAACUUCUGUGUGAAGUAGCUGCUGCACUGUCUUGGAGAUGGUAGAAAUUGUGAAGAUUUGAAAGUUUGUUCCAGCCAGCACUUCUGCCUGAUAAAGGAUUAUGGAACAAUUUCAGCCUUCAGGAGCACCCCUCUGUGGUUGCAGUCCAGCUACAGGAGAAGAAUUUUGAGUGACCUCACACAGUGUUAGAGUGAAAGAAAAUAAUUCCUCUUCAGUGAUGGAAAAAGAGAAAUGAGGAGUUUUUGUGAGUCAAUGCUAAUCCUGAUGCCAUAUUUCAGUUGGUCAAAGCACAAAUAAUUGAAGAAUUACAGCCUGUGUCAGCAGGAAACAGAAGAACAACACUUAAUACUGGUUACAUUUAUAGGGUGAUGUUUAGACCUGAUACUGAGUUCUAAAUUGAGAUAUUGCACUGCUGGGUACUGAACUGCUGUUGGAUAUCCUGCACUGUUUUAUGAAGAAUUUAUUCAAGUUAGUGACUUCUCCUGAUAACUGAACAUCAAAUAACUACUCCUCCUUCUUCUUAGUGCUCCAUGGAAAAAUACAGUUUACCUCAACACUGAGCUGGAACCGAAGUCCCAGAGGUUACAUUGUAAGAGCUGUGCAGAGAAUUUGGACAGAUAACUCAGCUUCCACACCCAUCUGGAUCAUUCAGCUAAGAACAGGCACAGCCCAGGGUCAUGUUUGACCUGAAUGGAGCAGGUUUGUCUGCAGUCAGGUGUCUGGGACACCAGGACAGCUCCCACACUGCCAGAACUGGAAGGAGCAGGGAAAUUUUCCCCUACUUUGGGAUCAGGUGGGAAAGGUUCUUUGGGGUGACAGAUGAAGCUGUAUUCUCACCUCUGCAAGUGCCUCUUUGCCAGCCAGUCCAAUUGUGGUGGAGGGCUGCUGUGAGCCUGAUUUCCACACAGGAGUUUGCAGAAAUAUGUUUUAUUGCAGUGUGUGGUGUGAACAGUUUCUAGAAGGUCAACAAACCCUAUUGAGCACCCUGGAAUGACAAAGCCAAUUUCCCAGAAAGCCACUGAGCAGGCACACUGGAGUGGGAAGAGGGGAAGAAUAGCACAGGAAAAGGGUGGAAAAACCAGAGAAGGGAACUUAGCAUUUAUUCUGAGAGAAAGCUACAGAAUUGUAAUUGCAUUUUAUCACCAUUCAAAGUGUGUUACACAUCUCCAUUUGUGAGCGUUGCUCUCUGGACCUGGAACUAUAAUGAGACUUUCCUGAGGAGGAGGAGAAGGGCUGAAGGCACCCAUCAGCCAUGGCACACUUAGGGAGGGUGCCCUUCUCACACAGUGGAUUCUGUGCAGGACAGCCUGGGCCCCAAGCAUCUCACCCAGAGUGCCAUUCUGGCUCUGAUGGAGACAUCCCUCUGGGAUUUGAUCGAAUAGUUGAUGAAGUCAGCCACGAAUUUUUUUUUUAUGGUUCAUCCCAUCCACAUCAUCAUGAAGAAAUAUUUUUCCCAGCAGAACUUUUCAGUCAGAAUGUGCCUGACCAGCAUUUUUACAGUCCUCCUCUGGUUGCUCGUGGAGAGCUUUACCCUGGAACUGCAGUCCCUCACUGGCAGCAAGGCACAGUGGCACCAAUGGUUGGCUUCAGACCUUCCUUACUGCCUGACUGCAGAAACUUCUUUGUGGUGGAUUCCCACCCCUACAGUCAUGAGAGAGAACUCCAUGGAAGGAAUAGUGUAAAUUCAGUUUCUGAUGUGGAAAGGGGCAACACAAAUCUGCAGUUUCAGAUAGGCUUUGACAAUCUGGAUGGUCCAAGUCCUGUUUUCUUAGACAAUUAUCAAUUUGGACAAAAAGUGAGAGAAGAAAGUGGAAAUGGGGAAGCUUCUGUAACCAACAUUUCCAGAAGAUGCGGCACAGGACCUACCCAACCCCAGGGCUCUGGACACAACAGAGAGGCUGCACCUUGGUCUAUCCAGCUGAUUGAAGCAGAUCAAGGAAGUAAUGAAAACACAGCUGGUUUCUGCAAUGCAGUGGAGAAAAUCAGAAAUGCCUAUUCUGCUUUGAAUUUGAAGACAAAUACUGGGAAAAUCUGGAGUAUCACAACAAGGUUCCCAGAGCAUAUCCUUGGUGGAACAAAAUUCAGAUUCAGCAUUUGGACAGAUUUUUCACCACAUCCUUUACUUCUUACACAACAUGCUGGCUGUAUCACUCACGACUUAAUUGUGGAGAUCCUCAGGUGCACAAAUCAAUACCCAGCCCGGGAGGAAUGCCUUCUGAGUGUUUGUGGGGCUGAUGAAUUCUUACAAAACAACUGUACUUUGGGAAGCCACGAAAGUCUCCGCAAGGCAAGCACCUGCAUUCAGCUCCGCCUGCACCAUGCUGCUCAUCUGGAGCACAGCUUGGCUAGGACAUGUGAGGAUGACCAAAGAAGGUUCAGUGUGAAUGAGCUGUUAGAAGACACUUGUGCCUGGAGACUGAUCUGGCAGAACCUUGUCUCUGUUAUUAUCAACUACGGAGGUCAAGUGGAGUAUCUGCUGCAAAAUGAGAAUAAUAUUGAUAAUGUGAUUGAGGCAGCUAAAGCCAUCUGCAGUGUCCUGUGUUCUGUGGAAACCAGAGACAUCACUGAUGCAGUUUGGAAACUCCAUGCUUUGGGGAGAGCACAGAAUUCUCUUCAAAGUGUGGAAACGCCAGGCAAAGUGUUACUAGAGGCUGCUGUGACUGAGCUCUCCAUGGCCAUCUCUCGUCUCAUCCAUGCCUACAGCAGCAGCUUUGAUGCCAAUUUCCAGCUUGCAAGCAUCCCUAGGAGCCCUUUAUGUGCAGACAUGAGCCUGAAUUCCCAGCUGAGCUUCACUGUUUGUGCUGCCCACAACAUCCCAGAAGCCUGGGUGACCAGCUACAAAGUUUUCUCUUUUUCCUGUUUACUGACUUAUGCUGGGAGGACAAUAUGUCAAGUGAAGAUUUGCAAAAAUACUCCAGUUAAAAGAUCCUUCUUUUUCCUGGCUGACUGGAAUGAGAAGGUCAACUUCCCUCUACGAAUAAAGGCUCUUCCAAGGGAAACUAUGCUGACAAUAAAGCUGCUGGGAGUAAACAGUACCUCUAAAAAUACAGAAGUGCUUGCUUGGACAUGCUGCCCAUUGUAUGCAAAAGAGAGGCUGGUCCAUGGAACUGUGCUGCUCAGCCUGGCACCGUGCAGCACAGUCCCCACAGCAAUGAUCACCCCGGGCAUCUGCAGCACUGAGACACCAACCUCAGCCACCCUGCAGAUUGACUUCCCAGAAGCUGAUUUGGAGUUCAUUAAACCUGAACCUGAGGAAAGAAGAGGUGAUCUUGUAGAGCCAACCCAAGAGUGCCUGAAGCACAUUGCAAGACUUUCACAGAGACAUUCUCUCUUGCUACUCUCAGAGCAGCAGAGAAGAAUCUUGUGGUUUUAUCGCUACUCCUGCAAUAACCAGAACUGCUCCCUUCCUCUGGUGCUGGGCAGUGCACCCAGCUGGGACAGAACCACUGUGUCAGAAAUGUAUGCCCUGCUGGGGGCUUGGAGGUUUUCUCACCCUCUGCAGGCUCUUGGGCUGCUGACUUUCAGUUUUCCAGAUCAAGAUAUUCGCAGGGCAGCAGUCCAACAAAUAGAAAAUGUGUCAAAUGAUGAAUUGUUAGAAUACCUCCCACAGCUGGUUCAGGUGCUCAAGUUUGAGUGGAGUCUUGAAAGCCCUCUGGUGAAGCUCCUGCUGAGUCGUUCUCUUCAGAGCAUCCAAGUAGCCCAUCAGCUUUACUGGCUGCUGAAGAAUGCACAGAAUGAAGUUCAUUUCAGAAUGUGGUAUAAGAAACUUCUGGCUGCUCUCCAAUUCUGUGCUGGACAGACCCUGAACAAUGAGUUUUCUAAGGAAGAAAAACUCAUCAGAAUUCUAGAAGACAUUGCUGCAAAAGUGAAAGCUGCCACUGACCCAAAAAGAAAGGAGGUGUUGAAGGAGGAGCUCAGCAGACUGCAGCAGUUCUUCCAGGAGGUGAAGCUCUGCCGGCUGCCCCUGAACCCCGCGCUCGUUGUGCAAGGCAUAGAGACAGAUUCGUGUUCUUAUUUUACAUCCAAUGCCUUUCCCUUAAAAAUCUCCUUCAUCAAUGCGAAUGCUCCAAGUGGAAACAUCAAUGUGAUUUUUAAGAUAGGUGAUGAUCUACGUCAAGAUAUGUUGGUUCUGCAAAUUAUUCACCUGAUGGACAACAUUUGGCUCCAAGAGGGACUGGAUAUGCAAAUGAUCAUUUACAGGUGUUUAUCUACAGGGAAAGGACAAGGGCUGGUGCAGAUGGUGCCAGAUGCUACCACCCUAGCAAAGAUCCACAGGGAGUCUGGGCUGAUAGGACCACUGAAAGAAAACACAAUUAAAAAAUGGUUUCACCAUCACCAUCCUCUGCAAUCAAGUUACCAAGAGGCCAUAAGGAAUUUUUUUUAUUCCUGUGCUGGCUGGUGUGUUGUUACCUUCAUCCUGGGAGUCUGUGAUCGACACAGUGACAACAUCAUGCUGACAAAAGCUGGGCACAUGUUCCACAUAGAUUUUGGAAGAUUUUUGGGUCAUGCACAGAUGUUUGGAAGCAUCAGAAGGGACCGAGCUCCCUUCAUCUUCACAUCAGAGAUGGAGUAUUUCAUAACAGAGGGGGGCAAAAACCCACAGCGUUUCCAGGAGUUUGUGGAGCUUUGUUGUCGAGCUUAUAACAUAGUCAGGAAACACAGCCAGCUGCUCCUGAACCUGCUGGAGAUGAUGCUGCAUGCAGGAUUGCCUGAGCUGAAGAGCAUCCAGGAUGUGAAAUAUGUGUAUGAUAACCUCCGCCCUCAGGACUCAGAUCUCCAGGCUACAAGCUACUUUACAAGGAAAAUAAAGGAAAGUUUGGAGUGCUUUCCUGUUAAACUCAACAACUUGAUCCACACGCUGGUGCAGAUGUCAGUGGGGAGCUCUGCAAAGCCUCCAGCUCCAGAGAGUGUCCCGCAGGAAUGGAUGGUGCUGGACACAGAGAGGUCACUCUCAAGGGCCACCAUUCUGGGAUUCAGCAGAAAGCCUGACCCUAUAUACCUCAUCCAGGUAGUGCAGACCUGCAACGUGGUCACCUUCGUGGAAAAAUCAUUCCACCAGUUCUCAACACUUCACAGCCAUCUCCAGAAGCAAUUCCCAUCUCAUGCCCUCCCAGAGUUUCCCCACUCAUGGCAUUUACCUUUUACGGAUCUUGAACACAAGAGAGUGAAGGAUUUGAACCUCUAUCUGAAGCAGCUAUUAAGUGGCUCCAGGAAAGUGGCUAAUAAUGAGCUUGUACUCAGCUUCUUCCUCAACUGGUCCAAAAAUACCUUGGCAGAACACUCAUCAUCUCUGACCUUAGGUCCUCAGUCAGCUGGUGAGAAGCCUGGAGUACAACUGGUCAUGUCCUAUGAAAACACCUGCCUGACAAUAAUGCUGAAACACAUGAGGAACCUCCACCUCCCAGAUGGCUCUGCCCCAAGUGCACAUGCUGAAUUUUAUCUUCUGCCAGACCCUGGUGAGGUCAGUCGAAGGAAAACCAGGACAGCUCCAAAGGGCUCUGACCCUACUUACAAUGAACUUAUUGUCUAUGACAGAGUCCCGGAGCUCCAAGGCCGUGUCCUGAAGCUUGUGGUGAAAAGCAAAGGAACAUUUGUGGGAGCUGUUAACAUUCAACUGAGCAGUGUCCAGUUCAAUGAAGAAAAGUGGUACCCACUGGGAAACAGUGUAAUUUAAAUGUUCUCCAAGAUAAUUCAAUUAUUUGCCCACUAAUGUUUCUUUAUCCCAUUUCCCAGGGUACAUUUUGUCUCAGUUGCCCUUGAGAAUAGGCAGUCAUCUGCUGAGCACAUAUCCUAACAUUUCUAACCAUUAGCCUCUUGUCUUAAAAGUGCCACAGAUUCCUGCCAGUGUGGGUUUAAGGAAUCACAUCCUAAGGACUUGUAGCAACACGCAGGAAGUUCUUAUGACAGCAAUGAAGGGCCUGGUUUUGUUAAUGUUAAAUAGUACUGUAAAAAUACUGAAUUCUGUACACAUCAGUGUGGGGGCUCAUUCUUUGCCCAUUAAUUCCACUGACUGUGUUGAAACAAUGCUGAUAAUGCUGUAAUUUAUCAUCACUGCAUGUGAUUUCACCAGAAAACCAUGGGAUGGUUUAUAUAUUUCAUAUAUUUCAGAUGUCCAGCAAAUUUCACAUUACAUCUUACCCAAUCAAUACUUUUGUUUUUUAACAACUUUAAAAGUUUUGAUACAAUGUAACAUUUAAUCCAGGAUAUUAAUUUGUCAUUAAUAUAUGUCGUUUCUUUUAUUCUGACAUCCAAGAAGCAGAUAUAACUGGUCAUUGGUGUGAGGAAAGAAAAAGGGAAAAGCUAA